Penicillium canariense is the source of this 1044-nucleotide messenger RNA. RefSeq lists its product as uncharacterized. The record is from RefSeq and is a predicted model, not a curated record. Lineage: Eukaryota; Fungi; Ascomycota; Eurotiomycetes; Eurotiales; Aspergillaceae. The coding region runs from base 1 to 1044 and encodes 347 amino acids. The transcript has 7 exons.
AUGAGUGUUUGUGUCACGGCGGAUUGUACCAUCAAGGAAGCCCUCACCACGCUUAAUGUCACUACUACAGCAUGUGGAGCUCCAAUUCGAGAUCAGACUUCUCUAAGUAUUGUGAUCCCAGCAGUCGGUUUGUGGGUUCUGCUGUUCGUCGCAUUGAGGAUAUUAACACGCCUUGUGAUCACGAAAUUGGAAGCCGGCUGGGAUGACUGGGCAACCAUUCUUCUCUCAUGCUUCGUGGUGCCCGUCAAUAUAGGCUCGAUUAUGCUCGGAAAGGCUGGCCUAGGGAAAGACAUUUGGACUAUCGAGUUCAGCAAUAUCACUCGAAUCCUCCAUAUUUUCUACAUCCAAGAACUCGUCUACAUCGCCUGUAUCACUCUCACAAAGAUCUGCUUCCUCCUCUUCUACCUCCGCAUCUUUCCCUCGGAACGAAUGCGUCGCGUCAUCAAAGUCUCUUGCCUUGUGACAGUUUGCUACGGCAUCACUUUCAUAUUCGCCCUUGCUUUUCAAUGCUGGCCCAUUGAGCACACCUGGUAUGGCUGGGAUGGGCAACAUCCAGGGAAAUGCGUGCAGAAUCAUACUCUGGUGGUCGUUGCCGCCGCAUUGAACAUCGUACUAGAUGCUUGGGUCAUUGCUCUGCCUAUUCCCAAGGUGCUGGAGCUCCAGGCUUCAAUCACCACAAAACUUCAGGUCGUACUCAUGUUUUCUGUGGGCUUCUUAAUCACCGGCGUCAGCAUUUACCGCACCAUCAUGCUCAAGAUCUUCGCCACCAGCACGAAUCCAACAUGGGACAAUGCCCCCGGCGGCUACUGGUCCGUGAUCGAAGUCAACGUUGGACUUUUCUGCCUAUGCAUGCCAUCUAUGCGGUCCUUGCUCGGUCGCCUAUUCCCAAGCAUGUUUGGAUCAACAAAAGGGAACAGCACUACGGCAAAUACAAUCAGCCAGAAGAAGCGCCGGAAUACUGGUAGCGGUGAAAACACGAGCUUUGUCCAAUUGAUUGAGUUGGAUCAUACGGAGAGUCUGAAAGAUCAUCGGAACGUUCAUUAG